Molecule: messenger RNA, 1535 nt
Organism: Lycium barbarum (goji berry)
Lineage: Eukaryota; Viridiplantae; Streptophyta; Magnoliopsida; Solanales; Solanaceae
Product: probable transcriptional regulatory protein At2g25830
Exons: 7
Coding region: 113-1066 (317 amino acids)
Cellular component (GO): chloroplast
Source: RefSeq, a predicted model, not a curated record
ACACUCUUUGGCUAUUCAAGAAACCUUGGUAGCGUCCUCGUAUACACUGAAACUCUGAUGGGAAAAUAGAAAUUUUGAGAGACCCAAUUUUCAGUAUAGAAUAACAAUAAGAAUGGUGUAUUCAUCAUUUCGAGCUUUUGGUUCACUUAUCUGCAGAUUGUCAAAUGGGGUUUAUCUUAAACCCCACCAUUCUUUCCAAAGUGCUUUUUUGUUGAGUGGGAAAAUUUCAUCUUGUUCAUGGUAUUCAGAUAAAGGGGUCUUGCCUUUGGAAGUUCAAUCAGUGAGAAAGAUUUGGACUUUCUCUCCUCUUUGUAUGGGCAGGCGCGCCUGCAAAAUUGCUGGCAGAAAGACUGCUCAGGAUCUUAAGAAGGCAAAGCUUUUCUCAAAAAUGGGGAAGGAAAUUGUUUCUGCGGUUAAGAAAGGUGGUCCCAGUCCAAUAUCUAAUACGGCUCUUGCUGCUCUGAUCGAGAAAGUUAAGGAGCUUGAUAUACCCAAAGACAUCGUUGAGCGCAAUAUUAAGAGAGCUUCAGAAAAGGGACAGGAAUCUUUUAUAGAGAAGAUCUAUGAGGUGUAUGGUUAUGGUGGAGUUGGUAUCAUCAUUGAGGUCUUAACCGAUAAAGUAAACAGGUCAGUGGCAGCAGUUCGAGAGGUGGUGAAGGACUGUGGUGGGAAGAUGGCAGAUCCAGGAUCCAUUAUGUUCAAGUUUAGACGUGCUCGGGUUGCUAAUGUAAAAGUCACUGAUGUAGACCGGGACCAGCUCCUAACAAUUGCUUUAGAUGCUGGUGCUGAAGAUAUCAUUGAACCCUCAAUGUAUGAAUAUGAUACAGAACCAGAUUCAUCUGAGAGUAGGGUUUACAAAGUCGUGUCUUCAGCGGAGAACUAUCCAGUAAUAUUAUCAAAGCUAGAAGAGGAAGGAAUAAAAUUUGAACCUGACAACGGAUCUGAGCUACUUCCUACAACUCCAAUUGAGGUAGAUGAUGAAGCUAUGGAGUUGAACAAAGAACUAAUGUCCAAAUUACUUGAACUUGAUGAUGUUGAUGCUGUGUAUACAGAUCAAAAGUAUUAGGUUAUUAUUCCACUUAACAGUGGCAACACCUAACAGCUGGUUGUUGAGUCUGUUGAAGAAUGAUAGCAACAUUCAGAACAAUAGAAUCCUGUAGUCAAGUAAAUCAUAGUCGGCGCCACCCUAGCUGUUUUACUUCUACAGAGAAUAUACCAAUUUUCUCAUCUUAGGAACGCAUUGCUGUUUGCCCCAAUUUUAUCAAAGGGUUUCAUCUUUCAACUGAUGAAGGAAUCUUUAGAUGCAAUUUUUAGACAUCUUAACCCAACAAUAUUGCUUUCCCAUGUAUUUGUAAAAUGAAUGUGCUUCACCUUGUUACAGCUGUUCUUUAAAAGUACAGUCUGAUGUUGUAAGUCAUAUUGGCAAUAAAAUGCUGUUGGUAUCUCUUAAACAGCUAGUAAAGUGAGAGCUGAGUUGUAGAGUUAUUUGUAUAAGUUGGACUUGAAUUGGAUCUACCAAAGUUCUUAUUUCUUCA